GUAGUUCUACUUCUGAUGAAAGCAGCAACUAUGCUUUCAACACCAUGGCUAACCACAGUUGCGACACUGGGUUUGUUAUGUUUGGUAACAACACAAGGACUUGCACUGGAGAUGGUAGCAGCACUACUGGUGUUUUUGAUGGAGAAGCAGCAAUUUGUGAACUAAUUUGUGUCCUGCCCACCCCUCCUCUUAAUGGAGCAUUGCUCACCAACACUGACCAAACCGAGAGCUCUGUCAUUACCUUCCAAUGUGAUCCUGGUUUUUCACUGAUGGGUACACAGACUACCACUUGUAACAACUCUGGUUUAUGGGAUCCUGACCCAGCUCUAUUGGAGUGUGCGUCAAUAACUGGUGCAUGGAAUGUUGCUGCUCUAUCUGGAGGUUUUGUUGCUAUAGUGAUUGUACCGAUCGUCCUGGUCGUCAUAUUUCUCUUAGUAGUCACUAUCAGAAAGAUAAGGGCAACUAAAGGAUUCCUUGACUCCCCCCCAGGUGAUCCAGUAUAUGAGGAAGUUUAUCUAGCAAUGACAAAUAGACAACUGUCUGGUAAUGAAGUUCCAAUAGCCCCAGCUGGUCCAGUAUACGAGGAAGUUGAUCUAGCAAUGACACCAAGAACACAAGACAUUCAAGUGGAGUCUAAUGAAGCUUAUGGACAAACGGCAAAACAAAACAUAAAGCUGCAGUCAAAUCAGGCAUAUGAAUACACGAGUAACUAGGUUGAUAAGAAC
Messenger RNA from Halichondria panicea, 725 nucleotides. RefSeq names its product complement component receptor 1-like protein. The record is from RefSeq and is a predicted model, not a curated record. The transcript is spliced from 5 exons. Lineage: Eukaryota; Metazoa; Porifera; Demospongiae; Suberitida; Halichondriidae. Bases 45 to 713 code for a protein of 222 amino acids.